Metschnikowia bicuspidata var. bicuspidata NRRL YB-4993 is the source of this 2358-nucleotide messenger RNA. RefSeq names its product dolichyl-phosphate-mannose-protein mannosyltransferase (gene PMT6). NCBI's taxonomy places the organism in Eukaryota, Fungi, Ascomycota, Pichiomycetes, Serinales, Metschnikowiaceae. Gene Ontology annotation, molecular function: dolichyl-phosphate-mannose-protein mannosyltransferase activity. The transcript has a single exon. Gene Ontology annotation, cellular component: endoplasmic reticulum; membrane. The record is from RefSeq and is a predicted model, not a curated record. Gene Ontology annotation, biological process: protein O-linked glycosylation via mannose. Bases 1 to 2358 code for a protein of 785 amino acids.
AUGGAAAUAGGCGAAGCCGUGGUAUGGCAAUACGCGCAGAGAGAAUCAGAGCCUAGUCAGAAUGUGCUUAGGCACCGCAAAUCCGCGCCUCUGUUAGACACACUGGACCAGGAUCCUUUUGAGGAGCUUGUAAAGCAGACCUCGACGCUUUCUCUUGCAGAGAAACAACCAGAAAACAGGUCUUUUUUCUAUUGGAAAUACGUGGUCUCGCCUCUUCUCCUCACAGCACUCUCCGCUUAUGUGCGCUUCUAUGGUAUCACCAACAACCACAGCGUGGUGUGGGACGAGGCACAUUUUGGCAAAUUCGGCUCGUACUACAUCCAGAGAGAGUUUUAUUUCGACGUGCACCCGCCCUUGGGAAAGUUGCUUGUGGGUCUCUCGGGCUAUUUGGCCGGAUUUGACGGCGAGUUCAAAUUUGAGAGUGGGCAGCCGUUCCCGCCAGGAUACCAUUUCAUGCGCAUGCGGCAGUUCAACUGUGUGUUUAGUGUCUUGUGCACGCCCCUUGCGUAUUUUACGGGCUUGGAACUCGGCUACUCCACAUGGACCGCGUGGUAUGUGACGCUCAGCGUGGCGCUUGAGAUGUUGUCGCUCACGUUGUCGAAGUUCAUUCUCCUCGACUCAAUGCUCUUGUUUUUCACCGUGCUGACAUUUUUCUGCCUCUCAAAGUUGCAUACUUUGACCAGGUCAGACAGCCUUCUAUCUCUCCGAGGACUUGCGUGGCUAGCCAUUUCAGGUGUGUCUAUCGGCUGCGUGUGCUCUGUGAAAUGGGUCGGCUUGUUUGUUACCUUACUCUUUGGCUUUUACACGAUCUACGACCUCUUGGUGAAGUUUUUUCAGACCACGGUCGACCCGAAAAAGCUCCCUGGCACCUACAUGUCCAUCAAAAAGUAUAUUAUACAUUGGCUAACCCGGGCUGUUUUCUUGAUCGCUGUGCCAUUUCUCAUCUACGUGGUCGCAUUCAGAGUACACUUUGCUGUGCUCUCGAAAUCUGGAACGGGCGACGGACUGAUCUCCACUCUACUCCAGGCCUCAUUAGAAGGAAACACUUUAAAAAACGGGCCUAGGUCGGUUGCAUACGGCUCUCUUGUCACGCUUCGAUCUCAGGGAUUAUCGCCCAACUUGCUCCACUCUCACCCUUCAUUGUACCCCGAAGGAUCCCGCCAGCAGCAAAUAACGACUUACGGGUUCAAAGACGAUAAUAAUGAGUUCCUUCUCGAGUUUGAUAUGUUGACCUCGCUGAGCCAGAAUCGUUUUGCCACCUUGGACUACGACGAUCAGCAUCCUGAUUAUGUUCUUGAUUACACGCGCCUCGUGAAGGACGGCGAUAUCAUCCGAUUGAAACACAAAAAUACAGGUUGCUUUCUCCACUCGCACCCGAUUGCCGCCGCGGUCCUGUCAAAUCAGUACGAGGUGUCAUGCUACGGUGGUAUUACCAUCAAUGACGACCAGGACGAUUGGGUCGUCGAAGUUCAAACGCAAGAUCGGUCGCCUUCUGUGGAGUUCCAAAAUGAAAGCAGUAACGAACUCCACCCAAUUUCCACGAACUUCAGACUCAGACACAAAGUCGUUGGCUGCUACUUGGCGACUUCAGGCCACGCGUACCCAGCAUGGGGUUUCCAGCAAGGAGAAGUAAUGUGUAAAAACUCUUUUUUGACUCUGGAUAAGAGCACGUGGUGGAAUUUUGAAGACCAUGUGAAUGAACAUUUUCCCACCCCCGAGACACCUUAUGUGGCACCUAAGCCCAAGUUCUGGAAAGAGUUCAUCUUGUUGAAUUAUGGCAUGAUGGCCUCGAACAACGCUUUGGUACCGGAUCCAGAUCACUUUGACCACUUGGUCUCAAGCUGGUGGGAGUGGCCUAUAUUAAAGUCUGGCCUUCGUAUGAACAGUUGGGGCCCGGGUUCGUACCGAUACUUCCUCAUUGGUAACCCGUUCGUCACAAUCUUCUCAACUUUGUGUAUCUUCUUGGCAGCUCUCACAUUCGGAGGUAUUCUGUUUGCAUGGCAACGCCAGAUCAUCAAGUUAGGAGUGUUUUCGGAUGAGUGGGGAUUUAUUCUUGCCGGCGGCAUACUUCCCUUCUUGGGCUGGAUCUUACAUUACCUUCCUUUUGUUGUGAUGGGCCGCGUAACUUACCUCCAUCACUAUGUGCCUGCACUUUACUUCGCCAUCUUUGUUUCUGGGUUCUUGGUCGAAUACUUUAUCGCUAGAAGGACGCGAGCAUACUUCUGUUACAUCAUAUUCCUCAUUCUUUACGCGUGUAUCAUAUGCGUAUUUUGGUAUUAUAAGCCGCUUGCGAUGGGAAUGUUGGGAAGUGCAAAUAAUUACAAACAUCUCAAGUUGUACAGGUCGUGGAAUAUUUGA